Messenger RNA from Cutaneotrichosporon cavernicola, 1041 nucleotides. RefSeq lists its product as uncharacterized. Lineage: Eukaryota; Fungi; Basidiomycota; Tremellomycetes; Trichosporonales; Trichosporonaceae. The record is from RefSeq and is a predicted model, not a curated record. Gene Ontology annotation, biological process: regulation of DNA-templated transcription. The coding region runs from base 1 to 1041 and encodes 346 amino acids. The transcript is spliced from 4 exons. Gene Ontology annotation, molecular function: DNA-binding transcription factor activity.
AUGCAAAGCUCUGGCGUUGGAGCACCGCCUGGUGGUCCACCCCCACCAGGACCACCUGGCGGCCCAGGAAUCCCACGCGCCUCCACCGCCGACGACGGAGACAACCGUUCUCGAAAUGCCAAAGCCCAGCGUCGCCACCGAGAAAAGCGCAAGGCACACUUCAAGGCCCUCGAGGAGCAAGUACAAAUCCUCACUGCCCAGCUCGAGGAUGCUCGACGACAAGUGGCAGCUGCGCAGUACGCGAGCAACACACGUCUCGCGUACUCCCCCGACGACAAGGGGAUGCAACAAUUAGUAUCCGAGAACGCCUACCUCCGCGAAGAGAACGCAGACCUGCGUCGCCAGGUCUACUCUUUGCGAGUGAGUUAUGGUGGUGGACGCGACCCGGGCUCGGCUGGACCCCUCCCACCACCACCCGCGGAUCAACCGAAGACGACCACUGGCAUCUGGCCAGAGGUCAAGACUGAGGCGGCACCCUAUGGUGUUUACAGUGCACCCGGGAGCGCGGUGGUGUCGUCACCUCGCCUUCCCGGUUCUUCGCAUGCCCGCACUCAGUCGCAUCCUGGCGAAUUUGUUCGCGAUCCUGCUGCAGAGCCAUCAAGUGCUAAUUCUUCCUACCCCCCACCCCUUUACCAGUUUGGGUCAGUGGUCGGCGACGACUUUCGGGGACCUGAUCCCGCGCGUCAUCAGCCACAGCGCGGUUCCAGCUCCACCUCGUCGAGGGGCCGUUUGAUGUCUUCCUCCUCGGCGCCUUCUCCUUCGCCGUACGUGACCUCGGCUCCAUUCCCAACAGAUCCACGCGCACACGCGCUUGGCGGGACGCCAACGCAGCCGUAUUUGGUUCGCUAUGAGUCUGCAGUGUACCCACCAGCGGCGCCACCUCCGCACAGUCUCCCGCGCUCUGCCGUCGGGUCAGGGAGCAGUGGAAGCUAUGCGCACGCAACGACACCCGUCCAGGCCUACGUUCCCCGUGCCGAAGGUGAAGUAGCCUGGGGCCAGGACGUGAGUUGGGCGGCGCCCGUCACCGGGCCGCAGCCCUGA